CUCCCGUUCCGCCGGGAGAAUUUUGUCCCCCGCCCUCCCGUUGACCGCUUUUGGUUCUUUUAUUCCCCUCACGAGUAUAGCUUGGUGUUGAGUGAGUGACAGACAGACAGACAGAGCCCCAAGACAGUUUUCCAGUCGAAUCUGAUCAGUUUCCAUUAAAAUAUUAUCCAGAUGAAGUUUACAAUUACAAAAACGUGGGAUAGUUCACCAGUGACCCACAGGGAGAUAUCGCUGUCACUUAAACCAGAUGAUGAAGGUUUGCUGAUGGAGGUAGAGGGGCCUUUCUUCAAUGAUCCUUCAGCUCCACCUGGUAAAAGAGGAAAACCUUACGACCAAUUGUGGGAUUUUGAAGUUGUAGAAGCAUUUUUCCUGAAUAGCAGCAAAGAACUGUACCUUGAAGUGGAACUUUGCCCACAUGGACAACACUUAGUACUAUUACUUGCUGGUAAAGGAAAAGCGUGGAAGAAAGAACUCGAUUUAAAAUAUGACUGUACAAUUCAUGAGCAAAACUGGGAAGGCAAAGCACUUCUCCCUUGGAGCUAUUUUCCCCCUGGUGUUAACAAAUUUAAUGCCUAUGCAAUUCAUGGCUCUGGUGAUAACAGAGUUUAUGAGGCCCUGUACCCCAUACCUAAAGAACAAUUAAAGAAGGGACAACAGCCUGACUUUCAUCGCUUGGAAUAUUUCAAGGAUUUCAGCUUGAAUUCAGUUAUGGGAAAGCAAUGGAAACAGCCCCAGUCUGAACUGUGGAAGUCUGCGCCAGGGACCAAGAAGUGAUGCUGCCUGAGCUGCUGAGUGUUCCCGCAUUUUCUGUUUAUAGUUCAGAUUCCAGCAUCCACAGUAUUUUGCCAUUGUUUUAAUGUAGUAUACCUGCCUAUAAUACAAUCUGUAAAUACAUUGUUCGCCAAAAUUUCUAUUCAGGACAAUGUCACUGGAAACAUUUCUAUACAGAAAAUGUUUGUUUCAGCUGGCCCAAGCCAACACAUUUACUUGAAUAUAUUAAUAAAAGCAAGACUUGCAGCAUUGAAGACUGCCAAGUAUGACGAAACAUUCCGGAAAUUGUAUAUGCUAUGACAAGGAGGGUGAACAGUAAACAUGUGAAAUGCUGAUCAAUGCUAAGCAAAGAAGUGAUUACAAAUAAGAUAGUUAAAUAACACAGUGUUGCACCUAUAUGUAACAGACUACCCUGUAGUGUAAAAUAUAUGCACAUUACUUUA
Carcharodon carcharias (great white shark) is the source of this 1214-nucleotide messenger RNA. It is a transcript of the gene c1h4orf33, whose product is annotated as chromosome 1 C4orf33 homolog. The record is from RefSeq and is a predicted model, not a curated record. The transcript is spliced from 7 exons. The coding region runs from base 172 to 774 and encodes 200 amino acids. Lineage: Eukaryota; Metazoa; Chordata; Chondrichthyes; Lamniformes; Lamnidae.